Messenger RNA from Homo sapiens (human), 4957 nucleotides. RefSeq names its product CD8B family member 2 (gene CD8B2). Bases 64 to 804 code for a protein of 246 amino acids. Gene Ontology annotation, cellular component: plasma membrane. Gene Ontology annotation, biological process: regulation of immune response. The transcript has 6 exons. The record is from RefSeq and is a predicted model, not a curated record. NCBI's taxonomy places the organism in Eukaryota, Metazoa, Chordata, Mammalia, Primates, Hominidae. Gene Ontology annotation, molecular function: MHC class I protein binding; coreceptor activity.
ACCCACCCCAGCCGCGACUGUCUCCGCCGAGCCCCCGGGGCCAGGUGUCCCGGGCGCGCCCCGAUGCGGCCGCGGCUGUGGCUCCUCCUGGCCGCGCAGCUGACAGUUCUCCAUGGCAACUCAGUCCUCCAGCAGACCCCUGCAUACAUAAAGGUGCAAACCAACAAGAUGGUGAUGCUGUCCUGCGAGGCUAAAAUCUCCCUCAGUAACAUGUGCAUCUACUGGCUGAGACAGCGCCAGGCCCCGAGCAGUGAUAGUCACCACGAGUUCCUGACCCUCUGGGAUUCCGCAAAAGGGACUAUCCACGGUGAAGAGGUGGAACAGGAGAAGAUAGCUGUGUUUCGGGAUGCAAGCCGGUUCAUUCUCAAUCUCACAAGCGUGAAGCCGGAGGACAGUGGCAUCUACUUCUGCAUGAUCGUCGGGAGCCCCGAGCUGACCUUCGGGAAGGGAACUCAGCUGAGUGUGGUUGAUUUCCUUCCCACCACUGCCCAGCCCACCAAGAAGUCCACCCUCAAGAAGAGAGUGUGCCGGUUACCCAGGCCAGAGACCCAGAAGGGCCCACUUUGUAGCCCCGUCACCCUUGGCCUGCUGGUGGCUGGCGUCCUGGUUCUGCUGGUUUCCCUGGGAGUGGCCAUGCACCUGUGCUGCCGGCGGAGGAGAGCCCGGCUUCGUUUCAUGAAACAGAAAUUCAAUAUCGUUUGCCUGAAAAUAAGUGGUUUCACAACUUGCUGUUGUUUUCAGAUUUUACAAAUGAGCAGAGAAUACGGUUUUGGUGUCCUGCUACAAAAAGACAUCGGUCAGUAACGAGCACGAUGUGGAAAAAUGAGAGAAGGGACACAUUCAACCCUGGAGAGUUCAAUGGCUGCUGAAGCUGCCUGCUUUUCACUGCUGCAAGGCCUUUCUGUGUGUGACGUGCAUGGGAGCAACUUGUUUGUGGGUCAUCGGGAAUACUAGGGAGAAGGUUUCAUUGCCCCCAGGGCACUUCACAGAGUGUGCUGGAGGACUGAGUAAGAAAUGCUGCCCAUGCCACCGCUUCCGGCUCCUGUGCUUUCCCUGAGCUGGGACCUUUAGUGGUGGCCGUUUAGCCACCAUCUUUGCAAGUUGCUUUGCCCUGGUAGGGCAGUAACAUUGGGUCCUGGGUCUUUCAUGGGGUGAUGCUGGGCUGGCUCCCUCUUGGUCUUCCCAGGCUGGGGCUGACCUUCCUCGCAGAGAGGCCAGGUGCAGGUUGGGAAUGAGGCUUGCUGAGAGGGGCUGUCCAGUUCCCAGAAGCCAUGUCAGUCUCUGAGGGCUUCCUUUGGGGCCGGGAACUUGCGGGUUUGAGGAUAGGAGUUCACUUCAUCUUCUUAGCUCCAAUUUCUACUCUUAAGUUUCUCAGCUCCCAUUUCUACUCUCCCAUGGCUUAAUGCUUCUUUCAUUUUCUGUUUGUUUUAUACAAAUGUCUUAGUUGUACAAAUAAAGUCCCAGGUUAAAGAUAACAAACGGGUCCUGUGACAUAAACGUACGAAAGCCCAUCUACAGCAAAGACAUCAGUGCUCAGUGGAACAGAAACCAGAAGGAGAAAAUUUGUACAUCCUCCUUUUGCACCUGAGAUCCUCAUUUGCCCGACAUUGUAGGUGUGGAGAGUCCUAGAGAGGCUAGGAAGCGCCCAGGGCACCCAGAGCCAGGCUGCAGGUGCCUCAGGCCCCUCUCCCAGCCCACUCCCAAGCUGAACUAGCACGUGUUCAUUUCUACCGCGGGUUGAACCGCAGGGAUCCCUGGCUUCAAGUCAGGCACCAAACAGAAGGUAGGAGGCAUGAGGGGUUCUGUCACAUGUCUCUUCAUUUUCUUAUUGAUUCUUAGCCUUGACAGUUGGAGAAGGAAAAAGCAAGGAGAAAGUGCUGAGCAGGAGUGGAGAGUGAAGAGCAGGACCUCGUGCCUGGGUUUGAAAAAGUGCCUGAGACCCAUCUUAGCCGCCCCUACCUGAGCUUUAGCAGCCUAGGAGCUAUUGCACCAUAAAACACUGCAACCUGAGGCUGCAUUAACAGAAGCACCACGUCCAGGUCCAGGGAGAAUCCAGCCUCACCUGCUUCUCCUGGCCAGCUCAAGGAAGGACAUUGACAAAUCAGGUUAUGUUCAGUUACCUGUGACAACCACAGAAUGUAAGAAAUGUUACAAAAAAAACAGGAAAGGAAAGACGACUCUGGGGAAGGGGCAGUGGGACCUUCUCCUGGCAUCUGGGGUGCGGCCGCAGCAGAAUGAGGUGUGGUGGGUGGAGUUAGAAAGGCAUAGAUGCAGUGUUACCGGAAGGAGGGCCUUGAGUGUAAGUUGUCCAGGUCCUUGGCAUUUUGAACAAAGAACUGAACAAAACAUACAAAGUAAUAAAGGAAUAAACGCAGCAAAAGGAAGAAUUUAUUGAAGUGAGAAAGCACUCCACAUGGUAGGAGUGGACCCUAAGCAGAUAGCCCAUGGGCCCAAUUGCAAAGUUUUCUGGGUUUUAAGUACCCCUUUUGAGGUACCUGUCGGCUACCCCUUAAUCUGGGUGAAGGAUUUGGUCCAUGGCUAAUGAAAGGCUGAGGUGAAUUGACGCCCUAUGCGGAUGAAGGGAUGGCCCGUGCUUGGUCUGUGGUCAAUCCAGGGCAGUCUCCCUUUCCAUCUGAGAUGCAGUGGAAGGGGGAGGGUUGUAGGGAGAGUAGCCUUUGAUCCUUGGUUACUCAGUGUGGGGAGAUGGGGUUUUUCCUUUUGGUGUACGUUAAUUGGCCUUAGAUGCCCUGCCCCCAGACCCAGGUGUUUUCCGUUUGCUCCAGCUUUGAGAAGUCAGCACAAAUUGGCCUCAGAUUCCCUGCCCCCAGACGUAGGUGUUUCUCCUUCAUUCAGCACGAAUUGGCCUUAGAUGCCCUGCCCCCAGACCCAGGUGUUUUCCAUUUGAUCCAGCUUUGAGAAGUCAGCACAAAUUGGCCUCAGAUUCCCUGCCCCCAGACAUAGAUGUUUCUCCUUGAUUCAGCACGAAUUGGCCUUAGAUUCCCUGGCCCCAGACCCUAGACUCCUGCCUCAGCAAGAGUUGUUCAAAAGAAACAAAAGCUCUGCCCAUCAGCUCUGAGGACAAGGGACAGGCUGCCUUCCAAGGCUGAGGGGAGGGGUGAAAGAAUUGGGGUCAGCUGGACCAGACUCCUCUAGGGUUCGUGUUUCAGGUGGGCCCCUCACCCGGCCCAUCACAAACAAAUAAGAGAUUAAGGCCUGCAGUGCACGUGGUCUGCCCUCCUUGAAGGCUCACACCCAGUGCACAGCGGAAGUAAGAACAGGCCACAAGGCCCCUUGUCCCACUGCAGGCUUUGAAAUUUGACCAUCUCCCUGCUGCUGUCUUUGCAAUUGCAUGUACUUGUUCACAAGUUCUCAUGGGGUUGGGCUGGGGGCAGGGGUGGUUUGUGCUCCUCCGUCAGUUUUCUGUGCAGCAGGCACCUGCCGAGGCGGGCUCAGCUCCGGCCACCCAGGGAGCUGGAGCAGGCUGGGCUGCCAAUGGUGGGGGCUGCAGUGAGAAGGUCUGCACCCAGCACCUGACCUUUGUUUGAAGAAGGAACUGAGCUGCUACUACACUCUAUAGGGCCAUUAUGAUGAAAUAUGCCCCCCAAACUCCAUCCAGCUAUCUUUUGACUAGCAGUUCCACUUGUUGGCAUUUAUCUGAAAGAAAUACAUCAAAAAGUGGCAUGCACAAAGAAAUACGCAUCAGAUUGUUCCUUCUAGUGCUGCUUACUAGCUAAAAAUGGGAAAUAAUCCAAAUGUCCAUCAAAAGGGACUGGUCAGAUAAAUUCAGACACAGUCUAAUAAGGGGGUUUAGGCGGCUGCUAAGGAAUGAGCUAGAUCCAUAUAUGCUGAUAUCAAAUGAUGGUCAUGACAAAUGCAUAUAUUUUUAAAACAUCUGUAUAGAUUAUUCUUAAUACAAUAUAUGGCGCAAUACGUAGUCACUGUUAAAAUUCAAGCACAGAAGAAAACAAGCAAAACAAAUAUAUGUUGUUAGAAGUUAGGAUACAGUUACCCUUGGUCCAGUGAUGGUCAUUAGGAGGGAGCAUGAGGUUUGAAGGUGAGCGUUUCUGCUUCUCAAUCUGGGAAUCACUUAUAUGAGUGUGUUUCAUUAGUAAAAGUCAUCAAGCUGUACACUCAGAUAUGUUGACUUUAGAGCUAUGGAUAUAGAUGUAAAUUAUACUUCAAGAAAGAGACUUUUUAAAAUCCAAGUACAGAACAUUGUAGAACCGUGUAAAAUUGGUAUUUGGAAGUUUCUUCAGCAAGCACAUGGGAUUACAGCUCAUGCCUGUAAUCCCAGUACUUUGGGAGGCCCACACAGAAUGAUCACUUGAGCUCAGGAGUUUGAGAGCAGCCUAGGCAACAUAGCAAGACCUCGACUCUACAAAAAAUUUUUAAAUUUUUUUCUGGGCAUGGUGGUGCUUGCCUGGAGUCCCAGCUAUUAGGGAGGAUGAGGUGGGAGGAUCUCCUGAGCCCAGGAGUUUGAGACUGCAGUGAGCUGUGAUCACGCCACUGCACUCCAGCCUGGGCAACACAGACAGACCUUGUCUCAAAAAUAAAUUUUUUCUAAAAAAAGUUUCUUGUUUUUUUUUCUUCCCAUAUUUUUUAAAACAUAAAAUUGAAAUCUCGAGAAUAUAAUACAUAAAAUAGAGAAUAUAGAAAAUUAAAUCUUCUAAUAUUGUUCUGCAGAUUUGAUCUUUUUUCUCUAAUAAUAAAUCAAGGCCUCCGGGUAUAUUUGUUUGUAUAUGUACAGGAAAAGGUCUGUAAGGAUUUACUUUCAGCUGUUAAUUGCAGUGACUCUGGGGAAUUUCCACUUCUGCUUUGUACAGUUCCUUGUGUGAAUUUUUACAUCAUGUAUUACUUUUGUAGUUGGGGAAAAAGCAAUUAAAAGUUUGGAAAAAAAGAACCUCUAGCCAUUGUUAUAAUAAGAAGUUGGAAUCAAUAAAAAUAUCCACAAACGAAA